Dermochelys coriacea (leatherback sea turtle) is the source of this 4870-nucleotide messenger RNA. RefSeq names its product multidrug resistance-associated protein 1. Gene Ontology annotation, biological process: xenobiotic transport; glutathione transmembrane transport. Gene Ontology annotation, molecular function: ATP binding; glutathione transmembrane transporter activity; ATP hydrolysis activity. NCBI's taxonomy places the organism in Eukaryota, Metazoa, Chordata, Testudines, Dermochelyidae. The record is from RefSeq and is a predicted model, not a curated record. Gene Ontology annotation, cellular component: basolateral plasma membrane. The transcript has 31 exons. Bases 265 to 4842 code for a protein of 1525 amino acids.
AAUUAAAUCGCUUGACGCUGUAGCCGCGCAGGGCGGGCCCGCGAGAAACCGCACCCUGGGGAACGCGUGCGCACUGCACCUACCGGGCAUGUACCGCGGGCUCCGCAGACAGUCGCAGGCCCAGCAUCCCCGUGACCGAGGAGCCCAUCAGGGAGCCCGGCAGGGGCUCGCCCGGCCGCUUUUCCCCACUUCCCUGCAGUCGCCGCCGGCUGGGGAGCGAGAGCGUGGAGCGGGGGCAGCCUCAGCCGUCGCCGCCCCCCCUCCAUGGCGAUCCAGGACUUGUGCAGCGCGGGCGGCUCGGAGCCCUUCUGGGAUUGGAACUUGACCUGGCACACAGAAAAUCCAGAUUUCACUAAGUGCUUUCAGAAUACUAUCCUUGUCUGGGUGCCUUGCAUUUACCUGUGGGUUUGCUUCCCAAUAUACUUCCUGUACCUCCGUUGUCAUGACAGGGGCUAUAUCCAAAUGUCUCAUUUCAACAAAGCCAAAACAGCCUUGGGCUUACUAUUGUGGAUAAUCUGCUGGGCAGACCUUUUCUACUCUUUCUGGGAAAGAAGUCAAAAUAUUUUCCGACCUCCAGUUUUUAUUAUUAAUCCUACAGUUUUGGGCAUAACAAUGUUGCUUGCCACAUUUUUAAUACAAUAUGAGCGAAUGAAAGGAGUCCAGUCUUCAGGCGUAAUGUUGAUUUUCUGGUUCACCGCAUUGCUGUGUGCCACAAUAAUUUUCAGGUCCAAAAUACUGCACGCCUUAAACCUGGAUGCUGAAGUUGAUGUAUUUCGUUACGUUACCUUCUACAGCUACUUUGUCCUGGUGCUAAUACAGCUUAUACUGUCCUGCUUCCCAGAACGACCGCCUCUGUUUUCUGAAGCAGUUAAUGAUCCUAAUCCCUGCCCAGAAUCUAGCGCAUCCUUCCUUUCCAAAAUUACAUUCUGGUGGAUUACUGGGCUGAUGAUUCAGGGAUAUCGGCGACCAUUGGAAGCUAAAGAUUUGUGGUCAUUAAACAAAGAGGACACAUCUGAGGAGGUAGUGCAAGGUUUGGCUAGGUACUGGGCGAAGGAGUGUGCAAAUACAAAGAAGCAACCCAUAAAAAUGGUGUAUUCACCCAAAAAGCAAAUGAAAUCAAGCAACUCAAAUGGCGAUGUGACAGAAGAAGUUGAAGCUUUGAUUGUAAAACCAUCUCAAAGGAACUCUGCACCUUCUUUGUUGAAAGUGUUGUAUAAAACCUUUGGACCGUACUUCCUCAUGAGCUUCCUGUUUAAAGCCUGUCAUGAUCUUAUGAUGUUUUCUGGCCCGGAAAUCUUAAAGUUGUUAAUUAAUUUUGUGAACAAUGAAGAUGCCCCAAAUUGGCAAGGCUAUCUGUACACAGGGCUUCUGUUUGCAUGUGCCUGUCUGCAGACUCUGAUCCUCCACCAGUACUUCCAUAUUUGCUUUGUUACGGGAAUGAGGCUUAAAACAGCUGUCAUUGGUGCAGUCUAUCGCAAGGCAUUGGUUAUCACAAAUUCUGCAAGAAAGACCUCUACUGUUGGGGAGAUUGUAAAUCUAAUGUCUGUGGAUGCUCAGAGGUUCAUGGACUUGACUACCUAUAUAAACAUGAUUUGGUCUGCGCCUCUGCAAGUUAUAUUAGCAUUGUAUUUAUUAUGGCAGAAUUUAGGUCCUUCCGUCCUAGCAGGUGUGGCAGUCAUGAUCCUUUUGGUUCCAGUAAAUGCUGUGAUGGCAAUGAAGACAAAAACAUAUCAGGUAGCCCAUAUGAAGAGUAAAGACAACAGAAUUAAGCUGAUGAAUGAAAUUCUCAAUGGAAUUAAAGUGCUGAAACUUUAUGCUUGGGAAUUAGCCUUCAAAGAGAAAGUAUUGGGGAUCAGACAGGAAGAGCUGAAAGUGCUUAAAAAGUCUGCUUACCUUGCAGCAGCGGCUACGUUCACUUGGGUGUGCGCUCCUUUUCUGGUUGCUUUAUCCACCUUUGCUGUUUAUGUACUGGUAGAUAAGAACAAUGUCUUAGAUGCUCAGAAAGCUUUUGUUUCCUUAGCCUUAUUCAACAUCCUCAGGUUCCCACUGAAUAUUCUUCCUAUGGUCAUCAGCAGCAUGGUACAAGCAAGUGUUUCCUUAAAGCGUCUCAGGUUAUUUCUCUCGCAUGAAGAGUUAGAGCCUGAUAGCAUAAUCAGAGGUUCUGUCAAAGAUGCUGAAGGAAGCAUUAUUGUGAAGAAUGCAACAUUUAGUUGGUCAAGAAAUGAUCCUCCCUCACUGAAUGACAUUAAUUUCAUUGUCCCUGAAGGCUCUCUGAUUGCCAUUGUUGGACAGGUUGGCUGUGGAAAGUCGUCUUUGUUGUCUGCCCUUCUAGGAGAGAUGGACAAGAAGGAAGGAUAUGUGGCUGUCAAGGGCUCAGUUGCCUAUGUUCCUCAACAAGCCUGGAUACAGAAUGCAGCUCUGAAGGACAAUAUUAUCUUUGGGAGGGAGAUGAAAGAGAGCCACUAUAAACAUGUGAUUGAGGCUUGUGCACUUCUACCUGACAUAGAGAUUCUUCCUACAGGAGACAGAACAGAAAUAGGGGAAAAGGGUGUGAAUCUCUCUGGAGGACAGAAGCAGAGAGUCAGCCUAGCUCGGGCAGUUUACUGUAACACCGAUGUCUAUUUAUUUGAUGAUCCUUUAUCAGCUGUUGAUGCCCAUGUUGGGAAGCAUAUUUUUGACAAAGUUAUUGGACCAAAGGGAAUCCUGAAAAACAAAACUCGGGUUUUGGUAACUCAUGGAGUCAGUUAUCUGCCUCUCAUGGAUACAAUUAUAGUGAUGACUGAUGGUAAAAUAUCAGAGAUGGGAUCUUACCAAGAGCUGUUAAAGCAAGACGGGGCCUUUGCAGAGUUUCUUCGUACAUAUGCUAACGCUGACCAGGAUGUGGAGAAUGGAGAUGCAAACAGCCCAACUCUGAAAGAAGGAAAGCAUAUGGAAAAUGGUGUUCUCGCAAAUGAAGCAACAGGAAAACCGAUACGUAGACAACUUAGUAACUCAUCAACGUACAGUGGAGAAACAGGGAAGUCUUUGAACCAGGCUAGUACAACAGAGCUUCAGAAGGCACCAGCAGAAAAGAAUGCUUGGAGACUUACGGAGGCUGACACAGCAAAGACUGGGAGGGUAAAGGCGACCAUGUACUGGGAAUAUAUGAAAGCCAUUGGACUCUUUAUCUCUUUUCUGAGCAUCUUCCUUUUUAUUUGUAACCAUACAGCCGCCCUGGCUUCCAACUACUGGCUAAGUUUAUGGACAGACGAUCCCAUUAUUAAUGGGACUCAGCAGUACACGCACGUCCGGCUAGGAGUGUAUGGAGCACUGGGAAUGUCUCAAGGUAUUGCUGUGUUUGGCUACUCAAUGGCUGUGUCAAUAGGGGGGAUAUUUGCCUCACGACACCUACACAUUGGCCUGCUUCACAGUGUCCUUAGGUCUCCAAUGAGUUUUUUUGAACGAACACCCAGUGGAAACUUAGUGAACCGGUUCUCUAAAGAGAUGGACACCAUAGACUCUGUGAUUCCUCAGAUAAUCAAAAUGUUCAUGGGCUCACUGUUGAACGUCAUGGGGGCCUGCAUCAUCAUUCUCUUGACUACACCAAUAGCUGCCAUCAUCAUUCCGCCGCUGGGACUUGUCUACUUCUUUGUGCAGAGAUUUUAUGUGGCCACCUCUCGUCAGCUGAAACGUCUUGAAUCUGUCAGCCGCUCUCCAGUGUAUUCUCACUUUAACGAGACUCUCCUGGGUGUCAGUGUCAUUCGAGCCUUUGAGGAGCAGACGCGUUUCAAACAGCAGAGUGACUUAAAAGUGGAUGAAAAUCAGAAAGCGUACUUUCCCAGCAUUGUUGCAAACAGGUGGCUGGCUGUCCGGCUGGAAUGUGUGGGGAACUGUAUAGUCUUCUUUGCGGCGCUGUUUGCAGUGAUUGCUCGCAAUAGCCUCAGCCCUGGAUUAGUUGGACUGUCAGUGUCCUAUUCAUUGCAGGUUACAACAUACUUAAACUGGCUGGUUCGCAUGUCAUCUGAGCUGGAAACUAACAUUGUCGCUGUGGAAAGAGUCAAAGAAUACUCUGAAAUGGAGAAAGAGGCUCCAUGGUGUACUGAGCAAACUGCUCCACCAAACAGCUGGCCUCAUGAAGGCAAAGUGGAGUUCAGAGGCUAUGGCUUACGUUACCGGGAGGACUUGGAUUUAGUUUUGAAAAACAUAAAUGUUACUAUAAACGGAGGAGAGAAGGUGGGAAUAGUUGGAAGAACAGGUGCUGGAAAAUCCUCCCUUACUCUGGGUUUAUUUCGAAUCAAUGAAUCAGCAGAAGGAGAGAUUAUUAUUGAUGGAGUUAACGUGGCAAAAAUAGGGCUCCAUGACUUGCGGUUCAAGAUCACCAUUAUUCCCCAGGAUCCAGUAUUAUUUUCUGGCUCUCUGCGUAUGAAUCUUGACCCUUUUGACAAAUACUCUGAUGAAGAAAUUUGGAUGUCUUUGGAAUUGGCUCACUUGAAAAAUUUUGUUUCGUCUCUUCCUGAUAAACUUAAUCAUGAGUGUUCUGAAGGUGGGGAGAAUCUAAGUGUCGGACAGCGUCAGCUGGUGUGCCUCGCUCGGGCUCUACUUCGAAAGUCCAAAAUCUUGGUUUUAGAUGAAGCCACUGCUGCUGUUGAUCUUGAAACUGAUAACCUUAUACAGUCAACAAUAAGGACUCAAUUCGAAGACUGCACUGUUUUAACUAUAGCACAUCGUCUAAACACUAUUAUGGACUAUGAAAGAGUUAUAGUCCUUGAUAAAGGUGAAAUUGUGGAGUGUGAUUCCCCAGCCAAUCUACUUCAGAAGAAAGGCAUUUUCUAUAGUAUGGCCAAAGAUUCGGAUUUGGUAUAAUACAAGAACUUAGCUUGUAUGUGUGGGG